GAGAGCACUUCACUUCCAUGAAGAUGGCUCCAGGUUUUGCAUUGCUGCUUCUGUGCCAGCUCGCUUUGUAUACGGCUGUGACAUCCAAGAAAGUAUGUGGCCGUCCUCCUGUCACCGACGGGAUCGACGAGUUGACCCUGAAACUUGUGUACGAGAUCGGUGAUGAGGUGACCCUCACAUGUGCGCAGGGGUAUCUUCCAUCGACAACGACCCCUCGAAGGCUGAACUGCUCCCCCACGGGAGAGUGGACUCAGUCAGACCUGGUGUGCACCCCUAAGAUGUGCCCGAUCCCUCGUCCUCUGCAGCCGUUAGCCAUGGGGAUGACCGAAGCUCCAUUUAAGACCAUGCUCAACUUCACUUGUGAUGAUGGGUAUGUCAUGAUAGGAGCCAAUAAGAGCAGCUGUUUACAUGACGGCACCUGGAGCAACCCGCCGCCUCUCUGCAAAGCUGUGAAUUGUCCGCUGCCCCAGCCACCCAGAGAUGGAAGAGUUGUCCAUGAUAAGCCCCUUACCGGGACCACCACCAUGUACGGGCUUGGCUGGACGUACGAGUGUAACCCACCGAAGGCACCAAGUUAUGAGAGGGGGUCCUGCAUGGCUGAUGGGAGUGCGACUGAGCCACCAGUGUGCCGAGAGGUGAGCUGCUCCAGUCCCAGAGGCAUUCCUAAUGGUUUCAUGACCUUUGCCGUGAUCAGACCUCAUGGCUACAAGGAGAAGGUUAAAUACGCCUGCAAUGAGCACUAUGUUCUGGACGGUGAGGCUGAGACCUUCUGCCAAAACACAGGAAACUGGUCUGCUAAGCCAGUUUGCAGGGCGCCCUGCACGGUUAACAUCAAAAGAGGUCGUAUCUUCUACAAUGCCAGGAAGCUGUGGAUCGCAGACCUGAAACCAAACCAAGUCCUCCAUGGAGAACACGUGGCCUUCUACUGUCUGAACAAAGCCGACAGGUGUGGCUACCCUGUGGCCAGCACCUGUAACGACGGGACCCUCUCCAUCCCAGAAUGCUUUGAGGAACCCGGCAGGGUGGAAUACACAUUGAAGGCCAAAAGUCUUCCAUCAGAAAUCCAAAUGUGUGUCACUUCACCCCCUGCAAGUCCCACAAGCCCUGGAACACCUGUGUGACUCUGCAGAGAGUGACCUGAAACACCAUGUGCACCGGCAGGAUAGGAAUUAUUGGCAUCAAUAAUAAUAAAUCUGUCUAAAUGUUUUA
Molecule: messenger RNA, 1209 nt
Organism: Labrus bergylta (ballan wrasse)
Lineage: Eukaryota; Metazoa; Chordata; Actinopteri; Labriformes; Labridae
Product: beta-2-glycoprotein 1
Biological process (GO): negative regulation of complement activation, classical pathway
Source: RefSeq, a predicted model, not a curated record